Molecule: messenger RNA, 2718 nt
Organism: Larimichthys crocea (large yellow croaker)
Lineage: Eukaryota; Metazoa; Chordata; Actinopteri; Sciaenidae
Product: myb-related protein B-like
Exons: 16
Coding region: 71-2113 (680 amino acids)
Biological process (GO): positive regulation of transcription by RNA polymerase II; mitotic cell cycle
Cellular component (GO): nucleus
Molecular function (GO): DNA-binding transcription factor activity, RNA polymerase II-specific; RNA polymerase II cis-regulatory region sequence-specific DNA binding
Source: RefSeq, a predicted model, not a curated record
CUCGAGCUGUUUUCUCCUCCGCCAACGGCCGCCGCAGCAGUUCAGUGUGUCAGCUUUCAUAUGAGCAGUGAUGAGCAGCAGAAGCCGCAGGUCCUGUGUGAAGAGUCGUUCCAGCUGUGUGGGACACAAAGACCUGGAUGGACGACUGACUCUACAGAAGCCUGGAUGGACAAAAGACGAGGAUGAGAAGCUGCUCAGGCUGGUGAAGGCGUUUGGAUCAAACAGCUGGUCUUCAGUUUGUCUUAAUUUUAAAGGUCAGAGGUCACAGGUGGAGUGUCAGCGCAGGUGGCAGCAGAUCAAGAAUCCAGAGCUGGUUAAAGGUCCCUGGACUCAGGACGAGGACAAGAGGGUCAUCGAUCUGGUUCAGAAGUACGGCAUGAAGCGCUGGUCGCUCAUCGCCAAGCACCUGCACAGUCGUAACGGGAAGCAGUGCCGUGAGCGCUGGCACAACCACCUGAACCCAACGGUGAAGAAGAGCAGCUGGACGCUGGAGGAGGACCACGUCAUCUGUCAGGCCCACAGACUGCUGGGAAACCGCUGGGCAGACAUUUCCAAGCUGCUGCCAGGCAGGACAGAUAACUCCAUCAAAAACCACUGGAACUCCACCUUGAAGAGGAAGGUGGAGAAGGAGGGGUACCUGCACAUCUUACACCUCCACCACUCCUCCAGCUCCUCCACCACCAGACCAGAACCCAGGACCUGUGCUCCACCCAGCAGAGCCCACAUCAACAAGCAGGCACACAGUCUGUCCUCUGUGAAUGACCAUUCCAGCUGCACCUCCAGUGAUCAGAGCGUGUGCGGACGCCAUGGCAACCAUGCGCACCUGUGCUCCGUCUGUGUCCCUGCCUCCUCCUCCUCAGGUUACGACUCCUCUCUGAGCAUGUGCGAGCUGCCAGCACCUGUGGAGGUGAUGGAGGUGGACGCAGAGACCUGGAGUCUCCACCCAAAGGAAGUGACCUCAUCGCUUUCCACCUGCCUGUACAGAGUGGACACUGACCCGUCAGUCAUCAAUCUGAGCAGGAGUUACGAGCAGCUGGUGAAUGCUGAGGGUGGAGCCUCCUUCAUGGACUCCACCUCCUCCUGGACCAGGAGUAGCACACAGGCAGCUCUGAGCUUCUCUCCCUCUGAAUUAUUCAGUCUGUGUGGUGUUGAGGACCUGAAGCUACAGAAUCCAGUUCUCACCUCCACCCCUGUCUGCUCCCUCAAACACUCCACCAACAUGAACCAGCACCAGGAUCAGGACCAGGACCAGGACUCCUGUCAGCACUGCAGCCACGCUGCCCCCCCAGAGAGGGCUCAGAGGACCCCCUCAGAGAUCAGACACAUGCUGAAGUCGGCUCCUCUCACUCCGACUCCCCUGAAGAUGAACAGCAGCAGGCGUGAUGAGGUGUCCGUCUGCUGGAGGAGCAUGAAUCUGACGUGGGACAGUCAACAGUCGAGCAGCAGCUCUGAGGUCCAGGGAGAGAGUCUGCUGAGCUGCAUCCUGCAGGUCCAGACAGCAUCCAGCUCCACCUCGGAGGUCCAAAGAGGGUCCAGCACCACCUCGGAGGUCCAAACAGAGUCCAGCACCACUUUUGAGGUCAAGGAAGAGUCCAGCACCACCUCGGAGGUCCAAACAGAGUCCAGCACCACCUCGGAAGUCCAAACAGAGUCCAGCACCACCUCGGAAGUCCAAACAGAGUUCAGCACCACCUCGGAGGUCCAAAGAGACUCAAACACCACCUCGGAGGUCCAAACAGAGUCCAGCACCACCUUGCAGGUCCUUAAAGGGUCCAGCACCACCACGGAGGUUCAAACAGAGUCCAGCACCACCUCGGAGGUCCAGGAAGAGUCCAGCACCACCUCAGAGGUCCAGGAAGAGUCCAGCUCUGUCCAGCAGCAGGUCCAGAGAGCUGUGCUGAGCUGUGACGAGUUGGGCUGCUUCCCGUUGGAAGGACAGAUGGAUGUGUGGUGGCGUCAGCAGCCAGUCGGCUUUCAGCACUCUCCUGAAUGUCCUGCAUACCAACUGAACCCCUUUGAGCAGCUCAGCGUUGACUUCGAGGUGGUACUGUUCGGGAAAACAGACGAUCAGAUGAGUCUGACGGAACAGGCCCGGCUCUACGUGGAACCCUGAUCCGCAUCAACCGUCGGCUGAUACCUGCCUUCUUCAUCAGUGACCUGAGGAUGUUUUUAUCAGUCAUAUAGAUGAUCAGUCUGCUGAGUCAUCCUACAGAUCAUGAGUCAGCGUUUUAAUGACUGCAGAAAGUCAUCAGUUCAGAUUAUUGAUGGGUUCAUUGAUUUAUUGAUCAGCAGUCAGAGAAAAACUCUUUUUAAAUGAUUCUGUGUGAAAUAUAUUUUAUUUAUUUAUUUAUUUCUACACCUGUUUAUGUAUUUAUGUAUAUUUAUUAUCCAUAUAUUGAUUUAUUUAUACAUGGUGAUUGAUUUAUUGGCUGCUGGACAUGUUGAAUGUAUGUCAUCUUUAGGUUUUGACACAGAGACACUUUAUAUUUAAAACUUUGCACAAACUGAAUUUUAACCUCAGACUUCUUAAACUUUAAUUAUUCAUCAGUUUUUAUUCUUUGAUUGAAAAUAUUUUACACAGACUCUUGAAUCUGCACAAAAACAGAAGCUUUAUACAGGUUUUAGACAACCUUUGGAUAACCUUUAUUUAACCUUUCUAUAACCUUGAUUGACAUUGUUCUGUUUGUGCACUAAAUAAAUGAUGAGUCAUGAAAAGAC